AAUGCAACACAAACAGAAGACAAACCCGACCCCCCCACCGUCCAGGAGAUCAAGCAGAAAAUUGAAAAAUACAAUGCAAAAGUGACAAACUGCCUGUUGAUGAAGCUGAACGAGGAUGGGACGUACACAGGUUUCAUUAAGGUGCAUCUGAAGCUGCGCCGCCCCGUGACGGUGCCCGCGGGCAUCCGGCCACAGUCCAUCUACGAUGCCCUCAAGGAGGUGAACCUGGCUGAGAUGACAGACAAGAGAACCUCCUUCUACCUGCCGCUGGAUGCCAUCAAGCAGCUCCACAUCAGCAGCACGACCACGGUGAGCGAGGUGAUCCAGGGGCUCCUGAAGAAGUUCAUGGUGGUGGAUAACCCGCAGAAGUUUGCGCUCUUCAAGGAGAUGCGGAAGGAUGGGCAAGUGCUCCUGCAGAAGCUGCCUCUCACCGAGUACCCCCUGUACCUCCGGCUGCUGGCCGGCCCCGACACAGACGUGCUCAGUUUUGUGCUGAAGGAAAACGAAACGGGGGAGGUUGAGUGGGACGCGUUCUCCAUCCCAGAGCUGCAGAACUUCCUGAUGAUCCUGGACAAAGAAGAAAAGGAAAAAAUCCAGCAAGUGCAAAAGAAGUACGAGAAGUUUAAACAGAGACUGCAACAGACCUUGAAAGAAGCCCGGGGCAAGCCUGGAUAA
This is a messenger RNA of Merops nubicus (carmine bee-eater), 675 nucleotides long. It is a transcript of the gene RASSF5, whose product is annotated as Ras association (RalGDS/AF-6) domain family member 5. Gene Ontology annotation, biological process: signal transduction. The record is from RefSeq and is a predicted model, not a curated record. The transcript has 4 exons. Gene Ontology annotation, cellular component: nucleus. NCBI's taxonomy places the organism in Eukaryota, Metazoa, Chordata, Aves, Coraciiformes, Meropidae. The annotation marks the transcript as partial.